ACCCACUUGGAGUCGGAUGACCAGCAUCAACCCGUGCCAGAAAGUCAGCCCGAGCUUGAGAAUCAGCUUGAGCUUGAGAGUCAGCCUGAGCUUGAGAAGCAGCCUGCGCUUGAGAAGCAGCCUGAGCUUGAGAGUCAGCCCGAGCUUGAGGGUCAGCCCGAGCUUGAGGGUCAGCCCGAGCUUGAGAGUCAGCCUGAGGUCGCGAGUCAGCCUGAG
Messenger RNA from Monosiga brevicollis MX1, 216 nucleotides. RefSeq lists its product as uncharacterized. The annotation marks the transcript as partial. NCBI's taxonomy places the organism in Eukaryota, Choanoflagellata, Craspedida, Salpingoecidae. The record is from RefSeq and is a predicted model, not a curated record. The transcript has a single exon.